AUGGCUGAGAACCGCUUGGCGGCCCGCCGCGGGAACAGGUGCAGCUGGCGCCUCUCGGCUGUAUCUGGUUCAGGAAAGAAGAAUAAUUCUGGCAGAAGGAGCUUGGUGAAGCCCAGACUGACUGUGCUCCCUAACCCUGACGAUGACACUCCACGGAUUAUGCUCAGGAGAGUCAUCCAGACCCAACCACAAGUUUCACCUCUAGCACUUCAGAUAUCUAAGCAUGAAGGAACAGAAGAAGCUGAAGCAGAAGUCCCCUCAAAGAGGGUUUCCAGCAUGGGGGGAAUGCAGCUGCCAGACCUGCUUCCUGAGGACACACAGGUCACCACUUUCCAUAUGGCUAAGAAGAGAAAGAAGUUCAGCAUUUCUGAAUUUGAGAGUGCAGCAGACCAACGACUUCCCCAGAACCAAGCUUGGUCAGCGUUGGACAGCACUGCUUUGGCUCGGUCUCUCCAUGUGUCUGUGGGUUCCCUGGUCCCUGCAGACCUGGCUGAGGAGCAGGGCCUGCAGUGGAGGCCGAAGCAGCGCAGAGCCAUUGACCUGGAAGCCUUUGAAGCUGGAGUGGAACAGAACAUGCUGAACAGAAAAGCACAGAGCCACCUCGUGGACUCCCAGCUGGGGAUGCACACAGGCGAUGCGGAAAUCCUGCUGAGUACCACCAGGCUCUUUGUUCAGCCCCAGCUGGAUGAGCACAGCCAGAAUGAGCUUUCUCCUCUCCCACCACUGUUGUUGCAUUCUAAAACUUCACCAUGGAGAAGCAAGAAUUCUGCUGCAGCUGCAGAGGAGCUGAGGCUGGGGAGCCUGGUGUCCAGCGUGGGCACAAGUGAAAGGCAGCUCCAAUGGCAUUCUGGGGACUUAAGCCUUGAUCCUGAGCACGGUGACAGAGCGACUCCAAAACUACCUUCAGACCAGCGAGAACAUCAAGAUCCCUCUCAGCAGAGUAACCCAAUGGAACAGCUUUCUCUUUCAGAGGAGGUGGUGGCUGCCUCUCCAGAACUUGAGAUUACCAUGGGUGGUAGAGCUGAAAAUCUGGGCAGACCUUCUCUGGCUCCUUCCUCUGCAAAACCUGGGAUGAAGCCCUUAAAUGAAGAUAAGCUCGAGGACCAGGCUAUCAUGGUACAAUUGGAUGGUCUGGAAGAAGAGUCUGCUGUGGAUGAAGGUGAAGACCCUGAGAGUGAAGAGGUCUCCCUGCGGACGCCAUCAUUUGUCUGUGCCGCAGCCUGCAAGCCACAGCUGUCAGCUCCACUCCCUGCCAGACCUGCUGCUCCCAAGCUGUCAUCUCCAUGUCCUGCAAAACCCUCUGCUUCCAGGUCUCCCCUGCAGCCACUGCAGGCUAAGCUGGUUGUGAAGAGCUCAGGAGCAUCACAGAGGAGACCUCGUGAGGCUGGGAUUGUAAGCAGUUGGGUGAAGAAGGUGUUCAGCCACUAUGCCAAGAUGCCAGUGACCAGAGAAGCCUUCAGAAUUGUGGAGAAAUGCUCCAAGAGAUACUUCAAGCAGCUAAGCAACGACCUGGAAGCUUAUGCCAACCAUGCAGGGAGGAGGACCGUGGAGAUGGCUGACUUGGAAGUCCUCAUGAGGAGACAGGGGCUGGUGACAGACAGAGUGCCGAUGCAGGUGCUGAUAGAGCAUCACCUCCCUCUGGAGUACAGGAAGCUCCUGAUCCCCGUGGCAGUGAAUGGAAACAAAGUGAUCCCCAGCCAGUGAGUGUGCCUGUGGGGCUGGGAAGGUGGCCUGCUGCCAGAGCCUGCCUGGAGGUUCUCCUGUGGAACUGUUCUGUCUGAUGGGUCUCUACCAGUAAGCAGUGGG
Molecule: messenger RNA, 1806 nt
Organism: Dryobates pubescens (Downy woodpecker)
Lineage: Eukaryota; Metazoa; Chordata; Aves; Piciformes; Picidae
Product: centromere protein T-like
Exons: 1
Coding region: 1-1704 (567 amino acids)
Biological process (GO): chromosome segregation; kinetochore assembly; mitotic cell cycle
Cellular component (GO): kinetochore
Molecular function (GO): DNA binding; protein heterodimerization activity
Source: RefSeq, a predicted model, not a curated record